AUGGCAAUAUCUCCGCGCACAAUUCUUUGCGAUCGGCCUUUCAUUACAUAUCCAACACGAGAUCGUCUCUAUGGUCUUUGCUGGCGACCAGAUGUUAGUUCAAUGCGAAUUGCUGCCUCUACUUUUAUUCCAGGCGAAUAUGCCAACAAGAUUGAGAUCUUCCAUCCCACAGCGAAUCAAAAGGAAGUCGUCUCUGCAUUAGAGAUUGACCAUCCAUACCCACCUACUAAAAUUAUGUGGUCACCAGCUUCGUUAGGUGCGCAUGUCGAGUUGUUGGCUACAACAGCGGAUUUCUUGCGACUCUGGACGAUAACAGACUCGUCUAUUGAGCUGCACUCGAGGUUCAUGGAGAAGAAAAAUAAAAAUGAUGUUUGUGCACCGCUCACUAGCUUCGAUUGGAAUGAACUCGAGCCCAACGUCAUUGGAACAUCAAGUACUGGAAAAACAUGCACUAUUUGGGAUAUCAAUCAACCAACGUUACCAAUGCAUCAAAUUACUGCCCACGAUACUGAUGUGUACGACACCGCGUUCUCAAGUAGCGACCCAAAGAAGUUUGCUUCUGUUGGUGGUGAAGGAUCCCUGCGAUUAUUUGAUUUGAGAUCCUUGGAGUCCAGUACGAUCGUCUAUGUAUCACCGGACAAAACACCUUUACUCAGGUUAGCUUGGAACAAACGUGAUGACCGAUUCAUUGCAACUUUCGCCGACGACAGCACUAAGAUUUCCGUGAUCGACCUUCGUCGUCCCAUCUUUCCUAUGGUAGUGCUGGACCAGCAUAAAGCGGGAGUCAAUUCGAUGUCAUGGUCACCACACUCAAGAUACGAUCUAUGUAGUGCUGGUGAAGACAACGCUGCGAUCGUUUAUGACAUCUGCGCUCAGAUGAUGAGGUCCGGCGAUGACGUAGAGGGCAUCUGCUACACCUUACUGAAAUCUGACGAGCCCAUUAACCAAAUUCGGUGGUCGCCUACGGAACCAAACUGUAUCGCGUUAUGCGACGAAAAGGCGUUACACGUCAUCCGAAUGUAA
Messenger RNA from Peronospora belbahrii, 1023 nucleotides. Lineage: Eukaryota; Oomycota; Peronosporomycetes; Peronosporales; Peronosporaceae. The record is from the annotation of a GenBank genome assembly.